Molecule: messenger RNA, 1401 nt
Organism: Acytostelium subglobosum LB1
Lineage: Eukaryota; Evosea; Eumycetozoa; Acytosteliales; Acytosteliaceae
Exons: 5
Coding region: 1-1401 (466 amino acids)
Biological process (GO): peptidyl-serine dephosphorylation
Cellular component (GO): protein phosphatase type 2A complex; cytosol
Molecular function (GO): protein phosphatase regulator activity; protein binding
Source: RefSeq, a predicted model, not a curated record
AUGUCAGAGGGAGCUUUGGAAUGGAAGUUUAGUCAGAUGUUUGGGAAUAGGAAUCCCGCUGAAGAUGUAUCAGAUGGUGAUAUAGUGUCUGCGAUUGAGUUUGAUCAUACUGGAGACUACAUUGCAGCGGGUGAUAGGAGUGGAAGAGUGGUGUUGUUUGAGCGUGUACAUGGAUCAGAUAGCGAUGACAACUAUGAUGAUGAGGAGCAACAACAACAACAGCAACAACAACAGUCAAGCCGAUGUGAAUACAAGUUCUACUGCGAGUUUCAAAGCCAUCAGCCAGAGUUUGACUACCUAAAGAGUUUAGAGAUCGAGGAGAAGAUCAACAAGAUCAAAUGGUAUCCAAAGCAACUCGAUGCUCACUUCCUUCUAACAACCAAUGACAAGACUAUUAAGCUUUGGAAGGUAUAUGAGAAGAAAGUGAAGCAACUGUCAUCGACAACAUUGUCAAAUGGUAGUGGCAGUGGCAACAAUCAUAUAAGUAUACAGAACAAUAAUGGAAGCAGUAACAGUAAUAGUAUAGAUAGUAUGACCGAUGAUAAUAAUAACAAUAGUAUAUUUAAGAUACCUCGCUUGACGACCACGCGAGAAACAACAGCCUUUCCAAAGAAGGUGUAUGCCAAUGCACAUGCCUAUCAUAUCAACUCGAUAUCACUAAACUCGGACGGAGAGACGUACAUCUCAUCGGACGACCUCCGCAUCCACUUGUGGAACCUAAACAACAACCACGAGUGCUUCAACGUAGUGGACAUCAAGCCGACCAACAUGGAGGACCUGACCGAGGUGAUCACCAGCGCCGAGUUCCACCCGACAUCGUGUAAUAUAUUUAUGUACAGUUCAAGCAAGGGUACGAUCAAGCUGGGAGACCUGCGAUCGUCGGCGCUGUGCGACCAGCACAGCAAGGUGUUCGAGGAGCCCGACGACCCCUCAACCAAGUCGUUCUUCUCCGAGAUCAUUUCCUCCAUUUCCGACAUCAAGUUCAGCCGAGACGGCCGCUACAUUUUGUCGCGCGACUACUUGACGCUCAAGCUGUGGGACAUCAACAUGGAGAGCCGUCCGCUCAAGUCCAUCCAGAUACACGACUAUCUUCGUCCGAGACUGUGCGACCUCUACGAGAACGACUGCAUCUUUGACAAGUUUGAGUGUGCCAUCAACCACGACGGCUCGCAGAUGUUGACAGGCUCCUAUAACAACUUCUUCCACAUCUAUGAGCGCGACUCUAAACAAGACGUCUUCAUGGAGGCAUCCAGGAAUGCCUACAGGCCAAGGACCAGAUCAAUGGCAGACCUAUCACUGGACUUCACAAAGAAAGCAUUGCAUGUCUCAUGGCAUCCAACUGAGAACCUCAUAGCAUUGGGCACAAGCAAUUCAAUGUAUCUCUUCUCAGCAACGAACUAA